UGAAUAUAUAAGACUACAAAUAUUUUCAUUAAUUCUUUCUUUUGGGCUUUAAAAAAAUCUCAUUUUAAAUUCUUAAUUCUAUUCAGACUAUAAUAGCUAAUACAUGUCUAGUGCUUACUACAAACGCCACGUACUGUUCUAGACACUAGUAAGUUUUGAUUCUAAUAAGAAAGCCACAUAGAGUAUUUACAGCUAUUAUACAAGACAGCACCCUCAAGGAGAAGAAUGCAGGGCAGUACUGAAAACUUAAGUAACUGCAAAGUCUAUAGUCCAGAGGGUUUUUUUGUAAAGCAUUUAUAUUGACACCCAGUUUAUGAACUAAAAACCUUAUAUAAAUCUGUAUUACUAAUCUAGAAAGGAAAGCGGCCUUUUGCCGUGGACUGUGUUCCACUUGGUCUGCCCCUGAUGCCUAAUAGCCAAUGAAACCGUUCUCAUUCCGAGGUUGUGGAGAUAAGCAACAGUGGAAAUGUAAUAACGACCUUAGAGUAUAAGUCAGUAGUCAGAACAGUCAAGGGUAUGGAUCCGAGACGAGGACUCUCAGAACCCGAUGUCUUCCUAGGGAGCGGGUUUCUGCUGGCUGCAGAAGGGGCGGAGCACGUUUCUGGUGAUACGCUGGAGGCGGGGCCCGCGGCUUGGGAGCGGGUCUCCCGGGAGCUGUGGAGACAACCUGAGAGGACGCCCAGCGCGUGCGCAGGCGCAGUGGGCCGCGAGGAGGGAGGGAUCCAGCCGGCCGUCCCGAGGAGCGCUGACCGGCUGGCAGCUGUGGGCACGAUGAGACCCGAAGAGGAGCGGCCCGUGGAGGGGGGCGCCUGCGUCGGCGUCUCCCAGCUGGAGCUGUUGAAGCUGCGCGCCGCGGAUUGCAUCGACGAAGCGGCCGAGCGCCUGGGGGCUCUGAGCCGAGCGAUCUGGAACAAGCCGGAGUUGGCCUACGAGGAGCACCAUGCCCACGGCGUGCUGACGCGCUUCUUCGAGAGCGAGCCCCCGGCCGGGUCGUGGGCCGUGCAGCCGCACUACCAGCUGGCCACGGCCUUCCGCGCCGAGUGGGGGCCGCCGCCGCGGGGGUUGGCGGCGACGCGCCCGCUGCACCUGGGCUUCCUUUGCGAGUACGACGCGCUGCCCGACAUCGGGCACGCCUGCGGCCAUAACCUAAUCGCCGAGGUCGGGGCGGCGGCCGCCCUGGGUGUGAAGGGGUGCCUGGAGAGCCUCCCUGGGCCGCCUCUGCCGGUGAAGGUAGUUGUCCUGGGAACUCCUGCGGAAGAAGAUGGUGGUGGCAAAAUUGAUUUAAUUGAAGCAGGGGCUUUUACAAAUCUUGAUGUUGUUUUUAUGGCGCAUCCAUCUCAAGAGAAUGCUGCUUAUCUACCAGAUGCAGCUGAGCAUGAUUUGAUUGUGAAAUACUAUGGAAAAGCAUCUCAUGCUGCUGCUUAUCCCUGGGAAGGACUAAACGCAUUGGAUGCAGCUGUUCUUGCCUACAACAAUCUGUCUGUGUUAAGACAACAGAUGAAACCAACCUGGAGAGUUCAUGGUAUAAUAAAAAAUGGUGGUGUAAAACCCAAUAUCAUUCCCUCUUAUUCUGAAUUAAUCUAUUACCUCCGUGCACCCUCCGUGAAAGAACUUCCAGUUUUGACCAAAAAGGCAGAAGAUUGCUUCAGAGCUGCAGCUUUGGCUACUGGGUGCACAGUAGAAAUUAAAGCUGGAGCACAUGAUUAUUAUAACGUUCUUCCCAAUAAGAGCCUGUGGAAGGCUUAUGUUGAAAACGGAAAAAAGCUGGGCAUAGACUUCAUUUCAGAAGAUGCAGUGUUCAAUGGCCCUUCAGGAUCUACCGACUUUGGAAAUGUUACUUUUGUGGUUCCUGGGAUUCAUCCAUAUUUUUACAUUGGAUCUCAAGCCUUGAAUCAUACAGAACAAUAUACUGAAGCUGCAGGGUCACAAGAAGCUCAGUUCUACACCUUGCGAACGGCCAAAGCGCUGGCAAUGACUGCAUUGGAUGUUAUUUUUAAGCCAGAGUUGCUAGAAAAAAUCAGAGAGGACUUUAAAUUGAAACUUCGAGAAGAAGAGUUUUUAAAUACAGUAGAAUAAAAGGAAAGUUUAGGAGCCACUUAUGGAUCAUUAAGAAGUGUGAUUUUUUCCUUAAUCUUUUUUAAUAGGGAGGAGGAUGUGGCUUGUUUUUCAGUCUUAAAGGAGUCAUGUUUCUCUUACCUGAAAAGUGAGGGUGUGAUGUGGAGAAAACAUGUCACCUCAUACUUAGAAUCAAAAUUUCACAAAUCUGUAUCUGAUGGAAUUAUAGUUUUUCAGAGCUGGUAUGUGAUAGCAUUUUGUAAAUAACCUGGAUGACACAGUUUAUCAGAGAUUAUAUUUUCUAAAUCCAUAUGUUGUAUGAAUAUACUUUAAAAGAUCCAAGAAAUUUCAAACCUUAUAUUCAGAAUUGACACCUGAAUGAUUUUUUUGGUAGAGGGUGGUAAACUUGUGCUCUAAAGUUGUUCUAAAAUUCAAGCACUAAAUUUAGGGAAAGUUCAUUUGGACUCUCUGACUAUACCUGCUUAGAUUUAGAAAAUUUCUUCAUUGGUAAUAAAGGUAGUGCUUUUAAUCAGGAAUGCUAUGCAGAAACCAUGAGAAACUCAGGUACAAAGAAUAAACUUUGGUUUUUACCAUUUGAAGGAAAAUGAAAAAAAUUUUAUUCUCAAAUUUACUCUAAGAAGUGGCAUUAAAGUGCUCUUCCUCAUUCCAUAUUUCUGUAAUAGGAAAAAAGAUGGAUAGCGUUAGACCCUUCCCAUAAGCUGUUUGCUUGGUGACCCCAUAUGUCUAGAGGAAUUUACUGAGAGAGGAGCAGUGCCUCCUUACUUUGACUGUUAAUGCCUGAAACUGGUCCCUUCUACCUAGCACCUCUAUUCAGGCUUCCCCUCAGAACCAGACCAUUCUGUCCAGCCUGACUGGACAGUAUAGUUUACUGAGUUUAGGCGACAGAAUUCUAAGCAUGCUAGCACAAGCCAAACUAAAAAGCAUUUUAAGUUUUUUCUGGUGUGAUUUUCUUGAACAUAAUAAAAGAAUGUGAAAAAAGUAUCCAGUGUAACAAAUAUUUUAAGCUGUGAAUAAGUGAAGGUCCAGUGUACUUUAAAGGGAGUCCUCACAUUUGAGCGAAAGUGUCCCCAAAAUGGAAGGAGAGAAAAGGCAGCGUUCGGCCUCUGCACCUUAAACCAGUCACUUGGGUGCCCUGAGUCUUUAGUUUCUCAUUUGGAAAGUUAGAUGAGAUCCCUUAUCCAUAGAGUCCUUUAAACUCUAAUUCCUCAUCUGAAAUUAUUCAAAGUUGAAAGAAAGAGGGGAGAAUUUUAGAGGAGAAUGAAUAGUUGAGAAUUGCUUUUCUUCUGUAUCAGGGGUCUGCUGACUGUAGCCUGAUUUGGCAAGCGGCCUGAUUCUAUAUGGCCAGCAUGCUAAAAAUGGUCUGUACGUUUUUAAAGGGUUCCUAUAUAACAGUAAAAUAAAAACAUUCUCUUUGGUUUACAACAUAUAAUCACAUUUUAUCCUAGAAUAAAACUUCAGUCCUCUGAAUUGAAAACAUUGAGAAAGGGAUGUAGAUGGUAGUGCCCUGGUGUCGACCUUUAUAAUGCACUGGGCUUGUCCUUAUUGGGGGUUCUGGCACUUUAGAAGUUUGCUUUCUUUUAGCAUUUACUUUGUUCUAGGAUGUAGCUACCCUGCUGCCUUAAGACCGUCCCCUAUGCAAGCCGCUCUUCUAACUCUUCAUCUCUGCUUUUAGAGCUUGAUCCUCCAUGACACUCUUUGUCUGAUUAUUUAUAAUCUCAAAAUGUCAUGGUGGGAUGUAUUUUCCAGAUAGGAAAAGGAUGAACAAAGGCUUCAUGCUGAGAAUGGCUAUCCAAAGACCUCUGGUUUAUCAAAACAGUUAGUUUCCUAAUUAUCAAUUAAUAAACUUCUCAGUUACAAGCUUUAAAUUCCUUAUAUAGGGAGUUCCCCAGUAGCUUAGGGGCUAAGAAUCUGGCAUUGUCACUUGCUGUGGCUCAGGUUCAGUCCCUGGCCUGGGAACUUCUGCAUUCUGCAGGUGCAGCUGAAAAAAAAAAAAAAAAAUCCUUAUGUAAAUCUUGCACACUCUAAGGAAUGUGCCCUUACGCUCUAAAGCCUUGAUAAAAGUCUAGAACAGUUACUGUUAACCAGUCUCCUGACAUACUGAUAUUCUGUCUUUUGUGAACUAUCACCAGUUGAUUGUUUGGAGUCAUCUCCCUUUUAGAAACAAAUUAGUGUCAGGUUAGCAUUCUGACUUUACUGAUUUACUUGCAUCCUGACAAGUAUCCUGCAAGGUGUGGAGUUGCUGCUGGUGUGCAGGGAAGAGGUGUGAUGUGUAGCAACACCGCCUGCCCCAGCCCAGCCUGAGAGGUGGUGUCAAUGUACCACGAGGAUUACGUCAUUUCUGAGUUUCUGUGAGACUGUUUUCCUUUCAGCAUUUUAAAAACUUGGUCAAAAUAUGAGAUUAUCCAUUGGAAUAGGUCCUGGAUUUAUCCUGUCCGAAAAGAGGUUAUGAACUGGUGCUCUGGAGUCUUAUCUGGGAGUAUUCGGCUGCCCCCACCCCAGAUCUCACCUUGCCAUUUCAGCCUAUUAUUACUUUACGUUAUUAGUAUUAGUAUUACUUUAACAGCUAUUUAACAUACUUCAGAUUUUUUAAAACCCCUUUUUACUUCUUGUAUACACUGAGUUAAUUGAGCCAUAUUACACUAAAAGGUGUAAAUAAAUACAUAGAAAAAUGCCAGGUCAGAAAAUCUCAUGUCCAGAGGAACCAGCUGUAGCUCAUCUUCAGUAUCCACCUGAAUUUGGGAGACUGCUUCCUUUGUCACAGUGGUUUCUUCUUUUGGAACUGAGUUCUUUCUUUAGCCUCAUAAUUCAGUGGCAUAUUUGUAAUAUGCUAAAUUUUCAUAAACGUAUAUGCUUCUUAGCAUAAAUUACCAUUGUUGAAUAGUGCUCACAUUUUGGAUUAAGUCUUCAAAGAUUUGGGGAGAUAAAUGAGAAACCACUAGAUUACAUGAGAACUGUGUCACUUUUAGAUAAGAAGGGUUUUAUAUAUAUAUAUAUAUAUAUAUAUAUAGCUCUUUAUACUUAACAGAUGAAUAUUUUUAGGAGGUUGGCAUAUGGCUGGGACUUUUAAAAGUUGAUACUUUUUUAAUCAUGUUUUUGAAGAAGGGGCCAACUAAGUUUUUCUCCCAGAAUUAGUUUGAAUGAUGACACUUUACUAUCGUUUAGAUUCAGUGAUUAUACAUUCUUCCUCCACUAGAUUGUAUAGUCUUUGAAGCCAUCGUCUUUUUAAUAUGCUUAAUUUCCUUUGAGUACACUAAGACCUGACUCUUUAAAAAAAAAAAAAACUGAAAGUUGAAUAUAAUAUGAUUUUAUAAUAUACUAUUAAGUUGAAACUAAUAUGAUUUUUAAAAUAUUGAAUUAACUCUGACCUUAGCUAGAGAUAUGGGUGGACCUACUUGAGGUAUCUUUGUUUUUAUGGAAAAUGCUUUUAUUGUAUGCUUUUUUUUUUUUCACAAUUUUUCAUUGUGCACAGCCUGAACUGAAAGCCUUUUUGUCAAGUAUCAACUUUUGGUUAUCUUUGUUAAAUUAAUAGACUUUAAAGAUAUAAUCCAAAGUAAUGGUUUAAAUUUAAUUAUAGGUUGAAAAUGUUUUCUCUCUCUUUUUAAGAGUUGCACCCGAGGCAUAUGGAAUUUCCCAGGCUAGUCGUCAAAUCGGGAGCUACAGCUGCUGGCCCUCGCCACAGCCACAGCAACGCCAGAUCCAAGCUGUGUCUGUAACCUACACCAUAGCUCACGGCAACACCAGAUCCUUAACCCACUGAGCGAUGCCAGGGAUCGAACCCUCAUCCUCAUGGAUCCUAGACGGGUUUGCUAACCGCUGAGCCACAAAGAGAACUUCUGAAAAUAUUUUUUUCUUUUGUGACUUAAUUUUAACAGCAAGCCUGACUGAAUAUGGGACCUUUAUAAAACAAUUAUGUGGCACUGCUAAGUUACUAUAUACUUUAUAAUAAGAUUGAGUAUAGCUAAUAUUUAGCUUGCCUCUUAAAAUUCUCAGACUGCUUUUCGUUUUAAAAACUACCUGCGUUUUAUGAACUACUUGGGGUAAUUUUCCCUUUUAAUUGCUUCUUCCUAUAGUACUCAUAAGGGCUGGGGUGUUUAGAAGAAACUAGAAUAUUUUCAUGUGUUUAUGAAUACUUGUAUAAACUGAAAGUGUUUCAAUUUCCAUGAUCCUCCAAAGGACAGUUUUUUUAUUAAGUUGUAUUGAUAUAUGAACUGUUAUAAUUUCAGCAGUUGAGUUCAGGGAACAUUUGUCAAGGAGAGCCUACUUCUAAGCACUGGGGAUGAGGAGAAGAGUAAAAUAUGGACCUUGCCCAAAAAGCUUGUUGGUGGUGGCAAGUUCUCAUAAGAUUUGCUUCAUCUGAACAACAGUGGGAUGGAGGGACUCUCCAAAGGCUGUGGUCUUGGAAAGUUUUGAGGAAGUGUUUCUACAAUAUAUAAAAAUACCUGAGUCACUUCAGUCUCUUUGAAUAGAAGAAAUUGAUAUGAAAAGUCUUUUCUUAAAGAACGAUUGUCUAAUUUUAUAAGAUGUUCUUUUUAAAAAACUUUUCUAUAGUUAUGUUUUAUACAUUUCUUAACUUUUUUACCUGAAGCAUCUCUGGUCUUCUGGAAAGUGUCCUGCAUUAAAUGCUCAUAGUGCCUUCAGACUGUCAAAGUACAUUUUCAUUGUAAUAUAAGUCAAUUGUCUUUGUGCUAACCAGCACCUCUUUAGAAGUCUGUAAAGUAUGGAAAACGAUUUCUUUUUUUUUACCUACUUCAAGCAUUUUGCAAACCAGUUAUAUAGUUGAGGAUGGUACAUUUUGAUAUGUGUGAAGUUAGUAUUUUCAAGUAAGCCCAAUCAGUUUCUACUACUAUCGGAUCAUAGUAAUUUUUUAAAUAUCUACAUAUAUAUUGAGGUAUGUAUGAAAAAAUCUAAAAUGCUAAUAAAUAUGUUUAUCAAAUAGC
Molecule: messenger RNA, 7013 nt
Organism: Sus scrofa (pig)
Lineage: Eukaryota; Metazoa; Chordata; Mammalia; Artiodactyla; Suidae
Gene: PM20D2
Product: peptidase M20 domain containing 2
Molecular function (GO): dipeptidase activity
Source: RefSeq, a predicted model, not a curated record